AUGCUAACGGUACUUCCAAUCAAUGCAAGACUUGCAUGCAGCUAUAAACGACCGGAUGAAAGAGUUAGUUACUAUUCGGUCGAGAUCCCUACCCCACUGACGAACACAAUAACAUCCUCUGCCGAAGAGAGACGAAGCAUGAUUGCUCACGAAGCUCACGAUAUCGCCCGAGGGCCAGUGAUAAGGCAACAGGUGCCAACCCCCAUCACUCCCCUCUCUCUCCCUAUCACCUGA
Nezara viridula (southern green stink bug) is the source of this 234-nucleotide messenger RNA. The record is from the annotation of a GenBank genome assembly. NCBI's taxonomy places the organism in Eukaryota, Metazoa, Arthropoda, Insecta, Hemiptera, Pentatomidae.